AUGGACCAUCACUUUUCUCAUCACGUAUCCAAUACCCCGGAUGACAUCGCCAUCGACGAUGAAUCGCGACAAUGGUCAUACGCGGAUCUCGAUCACGAGGUCCAGCAAGUCGCGGACUGUCUCAAGGGGUUGCAGCUGCCUGCUGAAGAACCCAUCUGUAUCCUGGAAGCCGUGGGCAAUGCAACCAUCAUUGCCCAACUCGCCGUCAUCCGCACCGGGCUGACAUGUGUGCCCCUUGAACCAUCCAUACCCACCCUGCGCUUGAAGACCCUGUUGAAAGAUAUCGGGGGUCGAUACAUCCUCUCGAAUCAGUCGCCGGAUAUCGGGGACGACAUGACCAUCAUCCCAAUCAGUGGCGAACAUAACCCCAAGUCCAUCCCCAAAGAAAAGUCCAACGGCGUCAACGGGACCCAGGUCGACGGGUCCAAGGAAACUCAGGGCUAUCGCAGCCAUAUCCUCUACACGUCCGGCUCCAGCGGCAAACCCAAGGCGGUGCAGAUUACAGAAACUAGUAUCCUCCACAUGGCCUUCGAAACGUUUGUGGCGCCGCUUGAGUCAUCCGACCGCGUGGCCGUCAUCAACAAUCCUGGCUUUGAUAUCUCCCUCUUUGAGAUCUUCGUCCCUUUGGUGGCAGGGGCUACCCUGGUCAUCGUCCCCCGGGAUAUCAUCAUGGAUCCGUUUGAUGCGAGGGAUUUUAUCGCGCGCAAGAACAUUUCCAUCAUGAUUCUCACUGCUCAACUCUUUUCCAUCAUCGCACAGGUCUCCCCUGACGCCUUUGCGGGAGUGAGACAUGUACUCACGGCCGGGGAAGUCGCCAAUCCAUCCAGCAUGAAGGCCGUCCUGGAAUCCAGCCACCCCCCUCAGCAUGUAUGGAACACCUAUGGCCCUACGGAAACCACCACCCUCUCGACCAUGCACGAAGUGACCCAUAAAGAUCUUGACUACGACAACAUCAGCAUUGGCAAACCGUUCGGCGAUACACUGCUUCACCUGUAUGACGAACAGUCCAACCGCAUCACCAAGCCCGACACCGUCGGAGAGAUCCUCCUGGGCGGAUCCGGUCUGACCCCCGGGUAUAUCGGCCGUCCCAAGGAAAACGAGGAGCGAUUCUUCACCGACAACGACGGCAAUCGGCUGUAUCGCACCGGCGACUUUGCCCGCUGGCGCUCGGAUGCCCCCGACCUGCUCGAGUUCAUGGGCCGGGCUGAUCUCCAAGUCAAGCAGGGCGGGUUCCGCGUCGAACUGGGCGAGAUCGAACAGGUCUUCCUGUCCAGCACCUGGCUCGUAGGGGCCGUCGUGGUCCAAAUCCAGCCGGACACCCCCGACGACGAGGCCUUCCUCGUGGCGUUCCUCAUCCCCGCCGUUUCCAACAGCGUCGGACCGCGAGAGAUGACGGAAUACAUCCAGCCCCGAGUUCCAGGCUAUGCCAUCCCGCGCGACAUUGUCUUCUGCUCGAAAUACCCCAUGACGGACCACGGCAAGGUGGAUCGCAAAGGCCUCGCUCAACAAUAUCGCGACCAACAUCCUCAAUCGGAUACUCCAUCCGACACCUCCAGGGAUACCACCACCACCCUCAAAUCCAUCUGGACCUCUAUUCUCGGGGUAUCCAAGAUCUCCGACUCGGACGACUUCUUCACCACCCACCGCGGUUCCUCUCUCCAAGCCGCCGCACUCAUCUCCAAGAUCCAAAAACAACUCGGCAAAACCCUCUCCAUGCGCUCCCUCUACGAACACCCCCGUCUCUCCGACCUCGUCGCCUGCCUGGACCAAUACACCGAAGGCGGCAACGCGCCAGAUGACCGCUCGCAAUGGCUCUCUGACGCCCACAUCGCCGACGACCUCCACGCCGUCCCGGACUGGCAAUCCCCCGACGAAGGCCGGAUCUUCCUGACCGGCGCCACCGGCUUCGUGGGCGCGCACUUCCUCAACCGAUUCCUCCAAAUGCCCACCAUCAAAGAAGUCGUCUGUCUCACGCGGGGCAAAUCCGGCCAACCCUCAAGCGAACGGGUCCAAUCCGUCCUCCAACGCUACGACCUCUGGACUACCUCCGCCCCUAACAUCAACAAACUCACCGUCCUCACCGGCGACAUCACUAUCCCGCACUUCGGCCUCGCCCCCGACACCUUCACCUGGCUCACCAACUGGGCCAGCAUCGUCUUCCACCUCGCCGCCAAAGUCAACUUCUGCGAGCCCUACGCCGCCCACUACGACGCCAACGUCCUCGGCACGCGCCACACCCUCGAAGUCGCCACCACGGGCCGGCGCAAAGCCUUCAUCCACAUGUCGAGCAUCGACGCCUGGGGCCCGACGGGCCUCGUCCUCGGCACGAAACGCCUCCUCGAAGACGAGCCUCUCGACCCACACCUCGGCGGCCUCCCCUACGACAUCGGCUACGCCGCCAGCAAAUGGGUCACGGAAAAAAUGGUCCGGUCCGCCCGCUCCCGCGGCCUCGCCACGAUGAUCUUCCGCCCGGGGUUCAUCAUCGGGGACUCGCAAACGGGGUGCGGCAACCCAGACGACUUCUUCGCGCGCUUCAUCAUGGGAAGCAUCAUGCUGGGGGCCUUCCCACACCUCCCGAACCAACGCCUCGAAUACGUCACCGUCGACUACGUCUGCGCCGCAACCCUGCACAUCGCCUCGCAGAACACCAACCUCGGCCGCUCCUACAGCCUGGUGGCCCCGGACCCUGAGGACUCCGUAACCAUCGACGCCACGCACGACGUGAUCAACAAGGCCGGGUAUCCCGUGAAAAUGAUCCCCUACUGGGACUGGGUGCGGAUGUUACAGGAGGAAGCAACGCCCGAGAAUCCACUGCAGGCGGUGAUGCCGUUACUGCAGGAGCCGGUGCUGGGACGAUUUUCGCGGUUCGAGACGAGUCGGAACACGCCGCAUUAUGAUGCGCGGAAUGCGGUAGAGGCGUUGAGGGGGGCGGAGGGGGUGGGUAUUAAUCAGGGGCUUAUUUAUUCACCUGAAGCAGCUGGAAUACUGUACAGCCUAGAGUACACAAUCAGAGAUUCAUAUUCUCCCUUCCAAUGA
Aspergillus ibericus CBS 121593 is the source of this 3036-nucleotide messenger RNA. Its product is annotated as non-ribosomal peptide synthetase. The transcript has 3 exons. The record is from RefSeq and is a predicted model, not a curated record. Lineage: Eukaryota; Fungi; Ascomycota; Eurotiomycetes; Eurotiales; Aspergillaceae. The coding region runs from base 1 to 3036 and encodes 1011 amino acids.